Messenger RNA from Pseudogymnoascus destructans, 632 nucleotides. It is a transcript of the gene DAL2, whose product is annotated as allantoicase. Gene Ontology annotation, molecular function: allantoicase activity. The coding region runs from base 1 to 516 and encodes 171 amino acids. The transcript is spliced from 2 exons. Lineage: Eukaryota; Fungi; Ascomycota; Leotiomycetes; Thelebolales; Thelebolaceae. Gene Ontology annotation, biological process: allantoin catabolic process. The record is from RefSeq and is a predicted model, not a curated record.
AUGCAGGAGGGGGGGGGAUGCAGGAAGGCGCUGGCGCCGAAAGUCACCGGACUGUCACUCUUCGGGCGCGCGGUGCCGAUUUUCCCGACGGAUGCUAAGGCAGUGUUUGACCUCGCUGCGGCGCAGAAUGGGGGCGUGGCGCUGUCGUGUAGUGAUGAGCAUUUUGGGGUGAUUUCGAACCUGCUGUUGCCAGGGAGGGGGAAGGAUACGGGUGAUGGGUGGGAGACGAAGAGGACGAGGGGGGAGCAUGUUGAUUGGGCGAUGGUUAAGCUUGGUGCUAAGGGGACGAUUGAGAGGGUUGUGGUUGAUACGGCGCAUUUUAGGGGGAACUUCCCGCAGAAGGCGAGGGUUGAGGGGCUGAAUUGGGGGGGGGGGAGGGGAGCCGGGGUCGAGCUUGUUGUGCCGAGUAAGACGGGGCCGGAUGCGGUGCAUGAGUUUGUGGCGAUGAAGCUGGUUAUGAUCCCUGAUGGUGGUGACAAGAGACUCCAGGUCUGGGGUGCCAGAGCGACGAACUGAGUGGUUCCGUUGGAGAGAGAAAGAAGGGGAUGGAAUAGGUUGAAGAAAGAUCCUAUCUUGGACUUUAUAGCUAGACUGAUCUGUAUUCAAGGUAAAAUGAAAAGGUAGAAAAAAAC